AUGUCUAAUUUUAUUACAUAUCACAAAGAUCUCUUUAAUAGUCAAUUUUUGUUUGAAUCAAAGGAGAAUUGGCCUUGGAUAAAUGCUUCAGUUGAAAAAUAUAAACGACCAAUAAAAUGGAAUUUGAAAAAUAUUUCUAGACAUUAUAUAUCAACUUCCAUUUAUUCGAGCUGUCUUCUUGUUUACGAUUGGCCUGAUUCAUUUUAUAAUACGAUCCGGAUUUUAUUAUAUGCUUGUUGGAGAAAUAAUUUCUUUACUUGUAAAAAAGAUUCAAAUUUGAAACUUCCUCCAAAUAUUAAACUUAUUUUGGAAUUGAAUUUAAGUGAACAAAUCAGGUCGAAAAAACUCUAUUCGCUUAUUUCAUAUCAAGGAAUAUUCACUUUUCAAAGUAAUUUUUUUUCAGUCCUCGGUGGUGCUUAUUCAGCGCUUGGAAGAUAUAAUAAAGAAUAUGCUAUUAAGGCUAAAAAAUUUGCUCGUAACCAAAUUAAACUCGCUAAAAAAUUACAAGAUCCUGAGUUAGAAUGUAAAUGUUGGAUCUAUUAUUCUGAAGGUUUAAUUCAACUUGGGAAUUUUAAAAAAGCCAAGAUGAUCCUAGAACAGCAAAAAACUUUUGUAACCAAUGGUUUGCUUGGAGAUCAAUUGGUUAUGAGCAUGUGUGAAAAUGCUAUAAUGAAAUUAAAUGCUGCUGUUACAAAAAAGUCCUUUUGA
Messenger RNA from Dentiscutata erythropus, 708 nucleotides. The record is from the annotation of a GenBank genome assembly. Lineage: Eukaryota; Fungi; Glomeromycota; Glomeromycetes; Diversisporales; Gigasporaceae.